Molecule: messenger RNA, 750 nt
Organism: Sparassis crispa
Lineage: Eukaryota; Fungi; Basidiomycota; Agaricomycetes; Polyporales; Sparassidaceae
Product: Protein AIM2
Exons: 6
Coding region: 1-750 (249 amino acids)
Molecular function (GO): hydrolase activity
Source: RefSeq, a predicted model, not a curated record
AUGAGUUUGUGCGCAGAUUGUUUUCGCGGUGUCCGUCAUGAGGGCGAACCCGAGGGCAAGAUCGAACAGAUUGGAGGCGUCGAGUGUUACGUCGCCACGCCUUCCGUUGAUUAUCCGAGGGACAAGGUCAUCCUCUUCCUGUCCGAUGUGUUUGGGAUCCCACUGCUAAACAACAGGCUUUUGGUGGAUGAUUUUGCACGUAACGGGUUCAAAACCAUUAUGCCUGACUUGUUCAACGGUGAGGCGGUCGACGUUGCAGCGUUCAGUGAUCCCAACUUGGAUCGCCGAUCCUGGAAAGCCAAGCACUCUCCUGUCUCGGCCGCAGCAAUAGUUGAGAACGUUGUAAAGGUUUUAACGGAGAGCGGGGUGACGCGCAUUGGAACAACGUCGUACUGUUUCGGUGCUCAGGCGGCGUUCUACUUAGCGCGUGCCAACAUCAGUCAUGUAACAGUGCUUAGCCAUCCGUCUGCCCUAGACGUCCCCGCAGAUUUGGAGAGCUAUCACGCGAAUUCGAAGGCGCCCCUUCUGAUCAAUAGCUGUGAGGUCGAUACGCAGUUUGGUCCAGACUGCCAAGCUAUUGCAGAUAAGAUCUUCGGCGAAGGGAAGUUUGCUCCCGGUUACCAGAGGACGUACUGGGAAGGUUGCGCCCAUGGCUUUGCUGUCCGUGGCGAUCUGAGCGACCCGAAGGUGAAGGCCGGGAAAGAGGGAUCGUUCAAAGCGACCAUUGAAUUCUUCGCGAAGUACCUUUGA